AUGUCCCAGAGAAGAGCCGCAGAAAGCUCCCCUUCUGGUAUAAGGGACGACGACGUGUUUACCACAGACUACGCAUCUUCCCCCUCAUCAGCAUCAGCAUAUACCUACACCUUAACUUCCCCUCCUCCAGGAGACGAUUCUGACAAAGGAAAUGUGCCAGUCCAAGUCCAAAGAUCCAAAACACUUCCCACAGAGAUCAUAGACUACAUCUUCUGCCUUUAUCUGGGUGUUAACAUCGUUUUUGCCGCUAUCGAGCCUUUUUCGCGAGCUUCAUCUCAGUUCAGACAGAUAGCCCUUCGAAGAUUCUUUUCUGGUAUUCGUGUCAUGUCUAGAACCAAACUGGAUGCUUAUAAGGAGAUGCAUUCCCUCAUGGCCAAUAAUUGCGAAACACAUCAAGACGUAGGGUUGUCUUGGGUAAAAGAUGGACGGGGGACCCAAAGAAACCGCGUAAACCGUAUCUUUUCAAUCCCUCACCCGACAACACCAUUUCCAGCGACCUUGACGACCUUGACCGUAGUCGCAUUAUCGCGCAUCGAUGGUCAACUGCUCACCUCAAUUGCCAGUGUGCUCCCGGCGCUCACAGUUCUUCACCUUAGCUGUACUGAAAACUUGGACAUAUCGUGCUGCUGGGCCUGUUUCGCGGAGAGCGCAAGUGCCGUGGUCCACUCACCGAUUCCUAAUCACUUCACUAAUAUUAAAAAACUGACGGGCGAGUUCUCAACAGCCUUGAAGGGACUCACCAAACUAACAGAUCUUCACCUGGGCAUAUUCCUCUCCGAUGAAGACUUGAUCAACACCAUACUCGAUGAUUAUGAAGAUCUGAGAACUUUCAGACACACUCUACGCAGUGUAUUCUUCCCUGACAUGGGGCCAGGAUGCGACUCAAGCAUCAGCCAAUCUAGUGACUAUGAAGACACGCCCACAUUUCACGAAAACGAUAGCGAAGAACAUGCGGCCUGUGGCGAACCCCUUUUCAAACAUGACUCCAACCAGUGUCCUGUAUGUCGAACCCUGGCUUCAGCUCCAGCUAUCAGAAUCCGAGAGCUCGAAGCUAGUCUAGGCCUAGCCCAAAAUCUGAAGUCGUUACGCACCGUUGGCUGGAGCUCCUUCUUUUCUCGCUUGUCAGUCCCAGUAGAGAAGCGCAAGGGAGACUGGGAGAGAACAGUAAAGUUCCAUAUCGCACGUUCAGAUGGAAGGAUUCGGGUAAGAAAGCGGCCUUGGUUGUGA
Molecule: messenger RNA, 1227 nt
Organism: Serpula lacrymans var. lacrymans S7.9
Lineage: Eukaryota; Fungi; Basidiomycota; Agaricomycetes; Boletales; Serpulaceae
Exons: 3
Coding region: 1-1227 (408 amino acids)
Source: RefSeq, a predicted model, not a curated record